This is a messenger RNA of Engraulis encrasicolus (European anchovy), 869 nucleotides long. Its product is annotated as trypsin-2-like. Gene Ontology annotation, molecular function: serine-type endopeptidase activity. Gene Ontology annotation, biological process: proteolysis. The record is from RefSeq and is a predicted model, not a curated record. Lineage: Eukaryota; Metazoa; Chordata; Actinopteri; Clupeiformes; Engraulidae. The transcript has 5 exons. Bases 38 to 781 code for a protein of 247 amino acids.
AGUGUCCAGUUGGGAGAAGAUUUGAGCCGGCAGAAUAAUGCUCAUCUAUGUUGUUGCCCUCGCCCUUUUGGGUGCUGCAGCUGCAGCCCCAGUGGAUGACAAGAUCGUUGGUGGGUAUCAGUGCGAGGCUCACUCCCAGCCCCAUCAGGUAUCCAUCAACAUCGGCUACCACUUCUGCGGUGGCUCCCUCAUCAACGACCGCUGGGUGAUCUCUGCUGCCCACUGCUGGAUCAACCCCUUUGGCCAGGUGGUGAUCCUGGGGGACCACCACAUCUGGGAGUACGAGGGUACGGAGCAGUACAUGGCCCUGGACGCCAUCUACUGGCACCAGAGCUACGACUACCAGACCCUGGACUACGACAUCAUGCUGAUGAAGCUGGCCCACCCCGUCACCGUCAACGAGUACGUGAAGCCCAUCCCCCUGCCCACGUCUUGCCCCAACGCCGGUGACAUGUGCACCGUGUCCGGCUGGGGAAACAUCUACACCGACGAAGUCUUCAACCCCUUCUACCUCCAGUGUGUGGAGGUGCCCAUCGUGUCUCAUGAGGAGUGCAACAGGAACUACGGCGGCCUGAUCACCGACCAGAUGCUGUGUGCCGGAUACCAAGAGGGAGGCAAGGAUGCCUGCCAGGGUGACUCUGGUGGCCCCAUGGUCUGCAAUGGAGUGCUGCAGGGCAUUGUAUCCUGGGGUUACGGAUGUGCCCAGCCUGAAUACCCGGGCGUAUACACCAAGGUCUGCUCCCUUCUGCCCUGGAUCAACGAAAUCCUCUCCACAUAUUAGAGGAACAGCAGGCAUAGGGUUGCUGAUAACAUCAUGCAUCUACAGUAGUAAUGGAUAUGAACAAAUGAAUAAACAAUUAACACUGUGA